AAUGAUGACUUUUGGUGCAGUUUGACCCUAUUGUCAAGCUUCUCUGAACGCAUCGCGCGCACUUUUCUCAUCCUUUUAGCUGCCGAGCGAGGGAUGGAGCAAGCCCCCAGCGCGCCGAGUCCCCCACCAAAACCGGUCCACCAUGAACCUAUCAGCUUCGGAAUCGACCAGAUUCUGGGAGCCGGGACGGAGGCGGAGAGCGAGCGCGCGCCAGGGAGACAAAGUGGAUCAGAUUUAGGCGGCGGGGAAGCGUUUUACAGCUUGGGGAACCCGACGGGGGCCAGCGCGCCCUCCUACACCGCGCUGUCCAUCUCCCUCUCCGGUAUAAUGCCUUCGGUGGAGGCUUCAGGUUCGUACGGAGAGAACAGGAGUCUGAGCAGCCGGGGUGUGAUCCGGGUCCCGGCUCACAGACCCGUGGCAGCCCCCGGACCCCCAACCCCAGUCCAGAGCGCGGUUCCUGGUUUUGGAGGGCUGUGCUUCCCCUGGAUAGGAAACAGGUUCGCCAAGGACAGAAUAUCAGCAGCUCUGGUGCCGUUUGCCGUCACGCGGCGGAUAGGACACCCGUACCAGAACCGGACGCCCCCAAAGCGAAAAAAGCCCCGAACCUCGUUUUCCAGAGUCCAGAUCUGCGAGCUGGAGAAACGCUUCCACCGGCAGAAGUACCUGGCCAGCGCCGAGCGCGCGGCUCUGGCCAAGAGCCUGAAGAUGACGGACGCGCAGGUCAAAACCUGGUUCCAGAACCGCAGGACCAAAUGGAGGAGGCAGACAGCGGAGGAGAGGGAGGCGGAGCGGCAGCAGGCCAACCGGCUCAUCCUGCAGCUGCAGCAGUCCGCCCUCCACAAGUCCCUGAGCGAAUCAGCCGCGUCCGACCCGCUGUGCGCCCACAACUCCUCCCUGUACGCCCUGCAGAACCUGCAGCCCUGGGCCGAGGACAGGGAGUGACACCAGGUGAACUGGGAGGACAGGUAAAGGAUGUGGGGACAGUGGAGCCCAUCCUUAUAAACCUGUGUGCAGAAAAACUGAAGGAGCACCCCUCUGAGUGGACUGGUUUUAAAACCUGGACAUGAUACUGGUAAGUUAAAAAAAAAAAAAUCAGAAACUUGAACGGACUAUUUGGACUAUUUGAACUCUGAACUUUUUUAAGAAGAAGAGAAAAAAAGCUCUGAAACAGACUUAACAUUAAGAAUUGUUCUCUAAUGUUUGCACUGAUUCUGUUUAUUAUAA
Messenger RNA from Nematolebias whitei (Rio pearlfish), 1224 nucleotides. RefSeq names its product T-cell leukemia homeobox protein 3-like. Gene Ontology annotation, biological process: regulation of transcription by RNA polymerase II; animal organ development. NCBI's taxonomy places the organism in Eukaryota, Metazoa, Chordata, Actinopteri, Cyprinodontiformes, Rivulidae. The record is from RefSeq and is a predicted model, not a curated record. Gene Ontology annotation, cellular component: nucleus. Bases 94 to 942 code for a protein of 282 amino acids. The transcript is spliced from 3 exons. Gene Ontology annotation, molecular function: DNA-binding transcription factor activity, RNA polymerase II-specific; RNA polymerase II cis-regulatory region sequence-specific DNA binding.